Trichechus manatus latirostris (Florida manatee) is the source of this 1905-nucleotide messenger RNA. RefSeq names its product pseudouridine synthase 3 (gene PUS3). Gene Ontology annotation, biological process: tRNA pseudouridine synthesis; mRNA pseudouridine synthesis. NCBI's taxonomy places the organism in Eukaryota, Metazoa, Chordata, Mammalia, Sirenia, Trichechidae. The transcript has 6 exons. Gene Ontology annotation, cellular component: cytoplasm; nucleus. The record is from RefSeq and is a predicted model, not a curated record. Bases 159 to 1598 code for a protein of 479 amino acids. Gene Ontology annotation, molecular function: pseudouridine synthase activity; RNA binding.
GUGGCUGAGGACCGGUAAAAGGAAAGCACUGGUGUACGGAAGUGGGACCUCGACUAAGACCACUUAUGCUUUCCUGUGCCCGGUAUUUUCUGGGUCUCCUGCAGAAAUUCGCAGCGGUAGGGUGGACCUGUAUGAUUUAUUCCUAAGGUUGUCCUAUCAUGGCUGAAAAUGACAUAGACAGAAACCAGACUGAGAAACUCCUAAAAAGAGUGCAAGAACUGGAGGAGGAGGUACAAAGACUUAAAAAGGAACAGGUCAACAAGGACUCAAGCAGAAAAGAAGAUUCUUCAGGAAGUAAAAAAGCUAAGCGUGCAUUUGAUUUCAGUGCUCAUGGUCGAAGACAUGUAGCUCUGAGGAUAGCCUAUCUGGGCUGGGGCUACCAGGGUUUUGCCAGUCAGGAAAAUACAAACAACACCAUUGAAGAGAAGCUGUUUGAGGCGCUAACCAAGACUCGACUAGUGGAGAGUAGACAGACAUCCAAUUAUCACCGGUGUGGGCGAACAGACAAAGGAGUUAGUGCCUUUGGACAGGUGAUAUCUCUUGACCUUCGUUCUCACUUUCCAAAGGACAAGGAUUCAGAAGAUUUGAGUUUAAAAGACGAAGUCAAUGAUUCUGCUAAAGAGAUCCGUUAUACCCACAUUCUCAAUCGGGUGCUCCCUCCAGACAUCCGUAUACUGGCCUGGGCCCCUGUAGAACCUACCUUCAGCGCUAGGUUCAGCUGUCUUGAGCGGACGUACCGCUAUUUUUUCCCUCGUGCUGACUUAGAUAUUGUAAUCAUGAAUUAUGCAGCUCAGAAGUAUGUUGGCACACAUGAUUUCCGGAACUUGUGUAAAAUGGAUGUAGCCAAUGGAGUGAUAAAUUUUCAGAGGACUAUUCUGUCUGCUCAAGUACAGCUAGUAGGCCAGAGCCUGGGUGACGAGAGAUGGGAAGAACCUUUCCAAUUAUGUCAGUUUGAAGUGACUGGCCAGGCAUUCCUUUAUCAUCAAGUCCGCUGUAUGAUGGCUAUCCUCUUUCUGAUUGGCCAAGGAAUGGAGAAACCAGAGAUUAUUGAUGAGCUGCUGAACAUAGAGAAAAAUUCCCAGAAACCUCAAUACAGUAUGGCUGUAGAAUUUCCCCUAGUCUUAUAUGACUGUAAGUUUGAAAAUAUCAAGUGGAUUUAUGAUCGGGAGGUUCAGGAAUUCAAUGUUACCCACCUACAACAACUAUGGGCUAAUCAUGCCGUUAAAACUCACAUAUUGUAUAGCAUGCUGCAAGGACUGGACUCUGCGGCAGUACCCUGUGGGAAAGGACCAGAAAUGGAUGGAGUGAUAAAGUGGAGAAACGUUAAGCCCCCUGUCAUAAAGCAGACCAGUGCUUUUGUAGAAGGAGUGAAAAUGCGCACAUAUAAGCCCCUGAUGGAUCGUCCUAAGUGCCAAGGAUUGGAAUCCCGGAUCCAGCAUUUUGUACGUAGGGGACGUAUCGAGAACCCACAUUUAUUCCAUGAGGAAGAAACAAAAGCCAAAAGGGACUGUGCUGACAUAUUAGAGGAAGAAAAUACCAUUUUAGAGAAACCAACAAAAAGAAUCUGUGUUGAUACAGAAAUUAAAAGGAUCACUUAACUAUAGAAAACCCAGGAUCUAGGAGGCAACAACCAGCUAGUGGUGGGUGGAUAGAAAGAAAAUACAAAAAAAAAUUUAAUGCAAGAAGUCAUAGAAAUUUUGAUGAUCAGCUCUUAAAAACAAACAAGCAAACAAACCAUAGGACCUAUAAAGUUCUUGCUUCUAAGAAGAAAGAGUUCAAACAUUCUCCCAUCCUUGUCCAAAAGGAUGAAAAGCAAAAAGCAGUUGUAAAAUGGGGUAUGUAUGUACGUCCACCCUGGGAACCUGUGCAUUAUGUUUGAAUUCAUUAAAACCUGAUCCUCAAAGU